AUGUCUCUCCACUACCUCCCCCCUGUGAAGCCCUCUGCCAUUGCCCUUGGCACGGUCUUCAACCACGCCGCAUCCCUCGCUAUCCUGGGCCCCGUCUUCGGUGACACCUACCACCGCGCCCAAGCUGCCAACUCAAAGGAGGAGUUCCUCAAGUCGAAGGAGACUGCCUCUGCCGCGGCUGCAUGGGGAACCUCACUCGUUGGUAGCGCCAUUCAAUCAUAUGGCGUUGGUGCAUUGAUCAAUGCGACCGGUACCCUCAGCUAUAAGGGUGCUGCAUACCUUGGCUCCUUGAUCUUCAUGGCUAGCUCAGCUCCAUCGUUCGUUGCCCAGGUCUUCACUGAGAAGCGUCCUCUUGAUACCGUUGCGGUUGGUGCUCUUGCUCGCGUCUUUGAGACUGUUGGUCUCUCGCUUUUCUUAACGUGGUGGGGCACUCACACAAAUCCUUUUGAGUAA
This is a messenger RNA of Venustampulla echinocandica, 453 nucleotides long. RefSeq names its product putative UPF0591 membrane protein C15E1.02c. Lineage: Eukaryota; Fungi; Ascomycota; Leotiomycetes; Helotiales; Pleuroascaceae. The record is from RefSeq and is a predicted model, not a curated record. The coding region runs from base 1 to 453 and encodes 150 amino acids. The transcript is spliced from 4 exons.